AUGGCGCACAAUGAGGAUAAAGCCGCCCGCUUUGGCUACUUUACUGCUUCUUCAUCGUCGUGGGGAGAGACAACUGGCCUCGUCAAACUUGCAGUCCAAGCAGACUCCUUGUCCGAUGACCUCAACGAGCAACGUCAGCACUGUGGUCAUGACAGCACCUCGACCGAGAUUUCCAACGCCGCUGACGAACUUAAACUUCUUGCUAAUGAACUUCAAAGUCUCGAUGCUGCAGUCAAGGCCAACAAAGAUCUCUACACUGAAGCAUUCGGUGAAGAUCUGGCUGAGGUCCAAAAUCACCUCGGUGGGAUCUUCGAGGACAUAGCGGACUGUUGCCAGGAGAUGCAGAAGGCUAACGGCCUGAAUACCAGUGCAGUCGGUUGGUUGGCCAAGAAGAGAUAUGUCAAAAAGCUGCAGAAACACCUCGAGGCGAACAAGACCACCCUUAUUGUCAUGCGUACCGUACUGCAUCACGGGAAGGAAUAUGGAAUGCACAACUCACCUGGUCGCCUCGCCGAGUCUUCUCCUCACACGAUACAGGAAGAUCUUGCAAUCCUCGAGACCGUCUUUGCGAGCAGACACGCCAUCAAAGACCUUCACAACCUCGCGAACAAAUCUCACGAGCACUCUUCCUCAACAUCAUCUGCUGGAUCCAUCGAUAUAACUCCUUCCUUCAAGCCUGGUGCACACGGUCGCAACUUGUCCUCUGCUACUGGUGUGGAUGUUUCAGUGAUCGAGGAUGUUCUGCCCACUUCUGACAAGAAGAAAAAGCAAGAUGCUCUGGCACAAAGGUUCUCUCGCAGAGGAGUUCGCUUGGCUGUUCACAGCUCCAUCAUGGAUACCAAUGCUCAUGAAGUCCCGAUCUCGCUCCGGAAGAAAUGGAUCUAUCAAGCUCAGCUGCGGCGCACACCUGAGCAUUUCAACGCAGGCAGCCCUUCCAUUGCUCAACUAAGCAAGAUCUCCGAAGUGAAUUCCAGCUCCGGACUAGACGAGGCACCACCAGCUGUCAGUCGUCAGCGAGCCUUGGCAACACCUGGGAAUCAGACGACGAAUGAAUCUCCCGAGAGAUCAGACAGUCAAGCAUCGUCGGUGUCAGGCAGACGUUCAAAGGCCCGGGAGAGAAGCGCGUCUUUGGUCAGUUCACCACUGGGCAAGAAGCUAGGUAAUCUCAUUACUCGACUGUCGCAUACCAACCUCAGAGAGCGCCGUGUGAAUGGUAAGGGCAGUCCGCCAUCGAUCGAGCAGCACAUCUAUCCACCAAGUGAGGCGAAUACUCAAGGCGAUUUGCGGAAGAAAGAGCAACGUUCCCCAGAGAAGGAGAUGACCGCCAAAGAAAAGCCAGGCUGGUCUUACCGUUUGACAAGGCCCUUUGUCAAAGAAGAGCUUACCACUCCCGAUUUUGAGAAGGGCUUCUGA
Cladophialophora yegresii CBS 114405 is the source of this 1413-nucleotide messenger RNA. RefSeq lists its product as uncharacterized. The transcript has 2 exons. The coding region runs from base 1 to 1413 and encodes 470 amino acids. Lineage: Eukaryota; Fungi; Ascomycota; Eurotiomycetes; Chaetothyriales; Herpotrichiellaceae. The record is from RefSeq and is a predicted model, not a curated record.